Trifolium pratense (red clover) is the source of this 1741-nucleotide messenger RNA. RefSeq names its product protein MANNAN SYNTHESIS-RELATED-like. The record is from RefSeq and is a predicted model, not a curated record. The coding region runs from base 369 to 1637 and encodes 422 amino acids. Lineage: Eukaryota; Viridiplantae; Streptophyta; Magnoliopsida; Fabales; Fabaceae. The transcript is spliced from 7 exons.
CAAAAAAUUGUUGAGUUGAUCUAGCUUGUACUACAUGAAUGAAUGAAACUAAUUAAAAUGUGCCUCUUGAUUAUAAAUAAUGUAAUUAAGCAAAAUGGCAUCACUAUUUUCAAACGUGUCACCUCCACCAAAUUGCAUUAGAAUUUAUAAAUUUAAAAGCCUCUUCUUUUGAGUGAAUCAAGCUCAAGCAACCUUGAGCUUAUAAAGGGUAUUACUACAAUUGCAUGUAUUUUAGAGCAAAAGGCUUUAUUGUGAUGUUAUUUUCCUCUUGAGUCGGUGAAAGAGGGCUUUUUAUAGAGACUUUGUGAUUCUAUAGAGGACUCAAGUUUUUGAGAGUUGGUGAGAGGUUUGUGAUUGAAGAAAAAAAAAUGAAUUCAAUGGAUUUGAGACAAGCUUUUGCUGGCCUUCUCACUCUCUCAAUGUUCAUAAUGCUUGGUAAUAUGAUCAAGAAGGACCAUUUUGAUUAUUCAAUUGAUGAUGUUGAAAUUCAAGCUACACAUGUUUCCCAACAUGACUCUGUAACAGUUACUCCACAAAGUUUGGCCACAGUUUCACAUCUAAGCAAAAAGCCUUUGAAGCAAAAUGUUGAAGGACUAAAACCAUGUUGGAGUCCUCCUGCUCCUACACUAAAGGAAGUAGAACAAUCUAAAGGUUUCAUCAUAUUUUCCUUAACAAAUGGUCCUGAGUAUCAUAUCUUACAGAUUGCAGAUGCAGUGGUGGUAGCCAAAUACCUAGGAGCCACUCUUGUGCUUCCUGACAUCAAGAGUAGCAAAUCGGGAAAUAGCAUGAACCUUGGAGAUAUUUAUGAUGUUGAAAAUAUUUCAAAUAAGUUAAAUGGGUUAGUAAGAGUAACAAAAGCACUUCCUCCUGAAGUUUCAACUAGAAACACACCAAUAGUAAGAAUACCAAACAAGGUUUCACAAGAUUACAUUAUCAAGAAAAUCAAACCAAUCUACAAAGCAAAAGGGAUUAUUAAGAUUGAAUCAAACUUUCCCUCGUCAACAAUUUCAAGAAAUACCAACAACUUGGACUUACUUGCAUGCCAAGCAAUGUUUGGAACACUUCAAUUGAAAUCAGAGAUACAAGAAGUAGCUGAGUCGAUAGUACAAAAUCUACAAACUUGGAGUCAAGAAUCAAAUGGACAAUUUGUUGCAGUGGAUUUAAGAACUGAAGUAUUGAAAAAUGAGUGUAAUGGAAAAGAUGAAAAGGGAAGAAAACAAUGUUACCAAGGAAAUGAGAUUGGUGAGUUUCUUAAGAAACUUGGGUAUGGUCAAGAAACUGUUGUUUAUGUCACUCAGACUAAAUGGAGUCCUGAUCUUAAUUCACUCAGAUAUAUGUUCCCUAAAACAUAUACCAAGGAAAACAUAAUGUCAGAAAUUAAGAAAGAAAAGCUUCUAAGCUCAGAAAGCAGUGAAUUUGAGAAGGCAAUUGAUUUCUACAUAUGUUCUCAGAGUGAUAUCUUUGUGCCAUCAAUUACUAACCUCUUCUAUGAAAAUGUUGCUGGAAUGAGAAUUGUGUCAGGGAGAAAUCAAAUCCUUGUUCCAAGUGAAAUAGCAAGUCCAUCAGCUUCAGCCUCAGAAUUCAUGUCUCCUUAUGUGACCAAGAAGAAUCAUUUUGCUUAUAAAUGCUUUUGUUGAAUUAAACUUGCUCUAAGUUUGGCUAUGUAUAAUAUUUGUAUGUAUAUUAUGCUUGAAUCAACUCACUAGAGCUUUAUGUUUAAGAUGGUGGUAAUAAUGGUUAU